This is a messenger RNA of Dictyostelium discoideum AX4, 162 nucleotides long. RefSeq lists its product as hypothetical. Lineage: Eukaryota; Evosea; Eumycetozoa; Dictyosteliales; Dictyosteliaceae. The record is from RefSeq and is a predicted model, not a curated record. The annotation marks the transcript as partial. The transcript has a single exon.
AAUUAUUUAGAAUCAUUAAUUUCAUUUUCAUUAAAAUCAUCUUCAAAAUGUGAUUCAUUGAUCUCAGAUAAUUUAAAUAACCCAUCCAACCAAUCAAAUGAUACAAUUGUUAUGAAGAGUACAUCAUCUUUUUUUACAAGACCAAACUUUGUAAAUUAUUAA